Pomacea canaliculata is the source of this 9169-nucleotide messenger RNA. RefSeq lists its product as uncharacterized. Gene Ontology annotation, cellular component: membrane. Lineage: Eukaryota; Metazoa; Mollusca; Gastropoda; Architaenioglossa; Ampullariidae. Gene Ontology annotation, biological process: neuropeptide signaling pathway. Gene Ontology annotation, molecular function: G protein-coupled peptide receptor activity. The transcript has 3 exons. The record is from RefSeq and is a predicted model, not a curated record. Bases 2409 to 3893 code for a protein of 494 amino acids.
AACGUGAAGUGGUCAGGUCAGGUCAGGUCAAGUCAGGUCAGGUUCAACAGCUGGGUCAGCUAGAGGACAUCCCUUCACAGAAUACAUCAUCAUCAUCAUAGUGUGUUCGGUGUAUCCCAGGUUGACUGGCAACAUGCUCCUUUGAGAAACUUGCGCAUAUUCAAGAAAUCAAUCUCCCCUAUCCUUUGAGAUGACAAAAGAUCAAAGACUCACGCUUGUCUGCCCUUUCUCUCUCUCUCUCUUCUUUUUCUUUUCUCUCUCACAUCAAUGCAGACAGAUACCAGGAAGCAAGUGCAGACGAUCUACCCAUAAUUGUCUCAAAACAUCCCCGACUGAUAUUAGCUGAGAAAGACAAAAUGUCGCGGGUAGACGUCAACCUUAGCGUCUAGGGGUAUGUCAUGCAGCUGACCACAGGCCACAAACUGCAGGUUGUUUUUUUUUUUUUUUUAAAAGCGAACUGCCAUACUUUCCCAACAUAUGUGCUCAAGGAAAAGCCAUUUAUUUAUCAAUUGUUUUACAAAGCUUUUCCGGCGCCGUCUAGAAACAAAGAACGUGUGGUCCUCUCUCCCCCAACCCCGGCUCUCCAAAUAUUUACCUAGCUACAGAAUGUAGCUCGUGGGAUCGGUUAUUGCACCGACAGAAAUAGGAAUGAAGUCCCCCAGUCCCAUGCAGGACCCAGUGCAAGUUUGUGGUUACGAGGCUAGUUUCCCAGAAGGAUGAUGUCGAGCCCCCAACCACAGACAGGGAGGAUGUCCCUACGACUUGAUCCUUGCUCAUGAAGAGCUCGACACUCACAGGACACGGAGGUAACGAUGUCCUGGCCACGACCGUCAACCUGAUCUCUAGUCUUUAAGUACGUGGGGAGGGACACCUCAGAAAGGAAAAGGUCGACUAAUAAAACCUCGACCGCCGGCCACAGCCCCUGACUACGAUUCUGUCUGUCUGCUCGCGCGCUCUCAAGCUGCAGCUGUCAUGGUGGUGGUGGAGGUGGUGGUGGUGGUGAUGGUGGUGGAGGCGGUGAUCGGCGCCGACGUGGGGCUCGAGGUUUAUAACAGCCACUGAGCGCAGGCCCUGGUUGACAGACCUUCCUCCCCAUCCCCUCCAACCUCCGUGAACACACGGCGUGCAUCAGACCCGCUGCAGCAGGCGGCGCACAGCACCGCAACGCCACGCAAGCGCAACGCCUUCCACGUCGUGUCCGUAUCAGCUGCUGUUGCUGCUGCUGUAGCUGCGGCGGACUCCAGGACCGUUAUAACCAUCAGUAUCGGCACUACCUGCCGGCUCUCCCCAAUCCAUCCUUUCUCACCGCUCAUCGUCGCCUCGUUCUGGCUUCGGUGCCGAGUCGGCGAACUGUCUCCUGCUAGGACUUGAAGUGUAUGUCGCGAAGUUACACAGUUCUUUCUUCUUACUUUUCUAGGGGAAAAACUUCGUUCGUCAGAUGUUCGUGGAGAAUUGUCUUGGAAAGUUAUGCACGCUCAGUCUAUCUGACAGAAAGUAAAUGUGAGAAAAUUGGAUGAUGAGACAAAACAGGUUUCCGUCAACAAAAGACGACAUUCGACUCCAUGCAGUGACCAGAGAAUGAAAAUUUCACCUUAGCAAGUAUAAAUUUCAUUUAAGAACAUCUUCAGUUAAAAAAACUGUGUGAAAAAACUUUAUUUUUUUUAAAAUUCCUCUUCAAAACCUGCUGACUGAUUUAAUUCCUUUUAUACUUUAUUCUCGCGGAGGUUCUUCGUGGCAUUGUGGUAAAGACUCAGGAUCAGAUAUUUCCUACAACAGAAAUUUUAAAUAUUUCCCAAUAAAGUUUCCCCAAACUGCAGAUUCGACCAGAACAGUGAUGCUGCUGGACCUGGCCUCCCAGUGAUUUACUUGUAACCCCUCGACAACUGGUGCCAACGGCUUCUUUCACGUCCUCCAUCUUCCAACGGCAUGUCUUCUUGCUAACCACGUGACUCUCGACUUUCACGAACUUUCUGAUGUACUUCCCUGAGCCUCGAGCUGCUCUACAGCCAUAGGACAAGAAGUUUUUUGUGACUCCGGACUUUUUUUUCCCCCAUUCUGUCAGAUUAACUUGGUUGUGCACGAAUGAGGGAAAGGUUUGCGCCAGGGAAAAGAAAGAACAACAGGUCUAUGACAAAUCUCAUUACGGUGGCCAUUCUUUUCCCACGAGCGCGGAAAGAAACUUUGUGCGAGGAGCCCUGGAGACAUCCGAGGGUCAGAGGUCGUCCUUCUGAGAUUCAGGCAACAGCGACGAUGCUGCAACCACAAUGAGAAGAGACUAACAGCUAUUGGCUGAAACGCGAAUACAAACACACCCAUACCCACGAUUCCAGCAGAGAUACAUCGUCAACAACAGUCACAACAUCAGACCAACGUCAGACGGUGAACAGCGUCGAGCGACAUCAACAACAAUGAACGUCUCCACCAUCCUCAUCUCCUUCUCCACCACCCCGGCCGAAGGACCUCCUCUCCCCGCCAGGGACGGUUCUUCAGACACGCCAUCAGAAGAAGAAGAGGAUGGAGCGCUGCCCUCGCUGGAACUGAUCAUCCUGUACAUCAUGCUGGGGCUGUUCUUGGUGCUGGGCGUGGUGGGCAACGCCCUGGCCUUCUACAUCUACUACCAGAAGAGGGACAAGACGACCUCCACCCUCUUCAUUCUCUCCCUUGCCGCCACGGACUUCAUCACCUGUCUCAUUUCCAUCCCCUACACGAUCAUCACAGAGGUCGUCCAGUAUCAUCUUGUUUACGACUUCAUCUGCAAAGCCUACCUGUUCUCUCUCACAUUCAACGUCCCUCUCUCGGCCUUCAUCAUGGUGGCCGUGGGGUUCGAUCGCUACUUCUGCAUCUGCCACCCAUUCCUGCACGCCAUGACAGUUAAGCGGGCCAAGAUCUGCUUGGUGUGUCUGACGUUCAUCGCCUGUGUCCUCGGCGUCAUCACCUCGCUUUCAUACGGGGUCUACCAAGAGGAGCAAGUGGAAGUAGUUAUUCAAGAGCUCGUCACAAACUCCUCCAUGCUCAACUUUUCCUCUGCGCCUACCGAUUCCGAGGCUUCUGACGACACCGGAAGUACGCUGUCUACCUCUUUCCUGGGCACCGGAAGCGUGUGGGGCGGCGCUGGAAGUAGCGGCAGUGUGACGGAUGGCGACGGGGGCAGUCGUUCCUCUGACGCGACUCUCUACUCCGUUCUCAACGGCAGCUCCCCCUUUCGUCAGUACACCACAGUGCACGUGGGUGGCGGGGAGACAAACCUGCCGCUGGACGUCACCACAAGACUGACGGCCGGCGGGUCGGACCUCCAGGGCGUCCUAGUGAACAAGACUGUGAACAUCAGCAUGGCUGUGUACUAUGGAAUCUGCGGUACCAGCACGCUGAUCGUCAGCCACAAGUUCAUCAACAUCUACCAAAAAAUCUACGCCGGAACAUUUCUUUUUUCUUUCAUCAUCAUUGCUCUCCUCUACGCCCUCAUCUACCGCUCUAUCCUGCUCCGCAGGGCAUGGAGAGCCAAGCGCAAGAGGAUGAGCUGCUAUGCCAGUGUCACCGGGCCUGACACGGCUCUAGAGGAAACCCAACUGACCAACCUCAACAACGGCAACACCAACGCCGACAUCACUUCCUGCCGGGUGGCCUCCCGCACCUCGUCGGCUCUCCGAGACCGCAUGCUGUACGCCAACAUCAAGACGGCGGCCAUGCUCUUCGUUGUCACAGUCGUCUUCAUCAUCUCUUUCCUGCCUUCAUGGCUGUCCGGGCUUCAAGUCAUCCCCUUCAACAUCAUCCUCUUCAACUUUUACUUCUUCAACAACGUGGCCAACCCUUUCAUCUACGCUUUCAUGAACCGCACCUUUCGAGACGACCUGAAGCAGCUCUUGAGGCGAAUCCGUAACCGACUCUCCAGUUAAUGAAAUAACGAAAAAUGUCAUCUGAACAGAAUGACAAAGGUCACGGCUGUAUCUCUUGUCGAUAAUCAGCUCUCGUGUUUUGCUUAUUCAAAAGACGGUUGCUGUCUUUCUUUAAAGAAAACAAAGAGUCCUUCACCCAGAACUAAAGCUAACAAACCGAUUAACAGUUGAGGCAACCGGUAAAAACUGCGAUAAUUCUUACACCGAUCAAACUUGCAAUGCUGGAUAAUGGUGCAUCAUUUUUAUAUCAUUCGUCAUAUCAAAUAUCGUUUCUUGAGAGAUUCGUGGGCGUUUCCUUAGUUUCAAGUGCCGUGGACAUGAUGAAAGGGAACUGGAAACAUUUGUAUCCAUGCUGCAGGCAGGUUCGCUUCCAAGAAAGACAUCACACAAGGAGUUAACAACACCCGUGUAUUAUCUUCAUAUCAUAGAUUGUUUAAUUUUCACCAAGGAUUAGAAGACUGUGUUUGUGAAAGUAAUUAUGAGAAUGAGAGUUGUUCAGCGACAAGCGCUUAAAAUUAACUUGAAAAAGUGUCAGUCUUAAAUUAAACACUGCUGCUUUACAGAAAUCGCCAUUUCAUAAAUUUUCUAUCGCUGUAUCCCAAAUGGACUGGAAGUACAUCCUCCUCAGAGGUAGGCACAAUGGAAGAACUUUCUGGACCAGACUUCUAUGGUCUGGAAACAGCUCAUCGGUCCUAAUCAUCUUCCACAGUGUGAUUUGGUGUCCAGUCUAUUGCAUUUCGUGGAGGGCUGACAGAUGCAUUGUGUGUGUUGGUGAUAAAAGAAUAAACACUCCGGUGAUGUCAAGAUGUUUACAGGAUAAUUAAUGGUACAUAGCUACCUUUGCUUACCGAAGUGAUCACAAAGGGCUCAAAAAAAAGAACAUCAAAGAAUAAAGAGAGACUGUGAACUGCUGAAAACGAAAACACGAGUUACAAAACAUUAAUAUUGAAAAUCAUAACAAUAGACGAUUAACCCUGUUUUUUUAAACCGAGAACACAAAUAAAACCCUUUUUUUUAUCCACAACAGGAUAUAACUGUGUUUAGAGGGGGGAUGUCACAAAUAUAUGAACGAGAAUUUUAUAAUUGUAUAUCGUCUCAAUAUUUAAACCACAGUGUUCAUCCAAAUAUAAUCUUCGUUACAAUGACUUUUGUGAAGCAGUGGUUGUAGCAUUGAUCAUCGACAUUUAGCUUCACUUUAUCAUUUAACGACAAUUAAGGUUUGUGUGACAUUUGUUCAGCUUCUUUUGGCCAAUGGAACAGUCUGUUUGAUGAAUAAUUUAACUUUUGUUCAUAAACUAUAAUUUUCAAGUUUAGAAUAGGUAUGAACCACAAAAUAUCUGUAUGCGUUAGUGUGUGUGUUAGUGUGUGUGUGUGUGAUAUCCAUACUGACUGUAUGCCAAGAUAGAUCAAGUACAAGUAAUAAUAAUAAUAUAAUAACAAGAUAUAUUUGCUGUUUGUGAUAGUUUUUCUUGGUCUUGGUCUUGUUGCUGAGAAUUAUGACUUAUUAGUGUGAAUUAACAUGUUUUGUAUCUUGCACUUCAAGAUUACAUGAGCAAGUCAGUGUGUACCGAUGGUUGCAUGAAGUUAGCAGUAGCUGACAAGAGUUCGAUACAAGGAAGCAAAAACGGGGAAUAAUAUUUGCAUCACCGAGGUCUUGUUUGUUUGUUUUGUUUUUUGUGGGUUUUUUGUUUGUUUGUUUGUUUGUUUGUUUGUUUGUUUUUGACGAAUUCCGAAACAGGAUUGAUAGUAACCUUGUUAUAAUUUGCAUUGAUUUCAUCAUGUGGAAACCUCUUUUUGAAUCUUCAAGUCCUGGACUGUUUUGAAAUCGUGUCUCCGUCCAAUUGCAUUUAUUGAAAAUUAUUUGAGCUUCAGAACCUUGUGGUGUUGUAGGACUUUGUAACUCUGUAACUCGCCAUUACUCGGUCAUUACCCUAUUACACCGUUACAGUCAGGUGUAUGAACUGUGUUUUACUGGCAGUGAUUGCUGUGCUUUAUUCUCACAUUUAAAAAAGCAUUUAUCGCAACUUUGAUCAAGAAAUUAAAAUUUUUCGUAUUAAAAAUAUCUUCGGAAUGCAAAAUCAUCUGAUAUUCAAUAAAGUACAAUUUGAGGUAUUCAGUAUUUGUAGAAGAAUCUCUGACAAAGAUUUCUCGGUCCAGAUAUCAAUCGAUGCUUUCGAGAAAAUAUCGAACACCACGAAAUUACCAAAACCAUUAUUGCGAUAAUAAGAAAUGAUCAUAGAGAAAACGAGAUUUAGAAGUUGUUUUGUGUCGUUGUAUAUGAUGAUAGAAGAUGUGCAGGCUUCUGUAGCACACGUCGUCAAGUCAAGCGUGGCAUCAUUUGAUUGGAUGGUUGACUGAUUUGAUUGGAAAUACUUCCACGUAGCGGUGAUUUCACAUUAUGGGAGAAGGAGAAGAAAAAUAUAAUGCUGGAAGAAACCCCUGCCCGCAAGGCUUGUGAACCUUUGCUUUAUCCAAUGAGAAGGCCCGAGACAAGAUCUGAACCAGGAACGACGAAUCUUCGAUAGUUUAAAAAAAUGGUUUCAAACAUUUCAGGAGUAGUUCCUCUGUUUUAGAAGUGUGAUUUUCUCGUUGGUUUAGUCUGCAAAUAUAUAAAAGAUACUGAAACACGGGAGACAACAGCUAGUGCAGGAAUUUAUGAAAAGUUAGUCCGUGACCGAUAUUUCUCAUAGCUGAGGGCACAGGUUGCUGGAAGGGUCUUUAUUUCUCUCGUCGAGGUCGUUUUAAUCUGAGAAAUACAGAGAAACAUUUAACUUAGUUUGGCAAAGAUUUCACACCACAGAACUUGCUAGUCUUUAUCAAAACUUUCCCCAUAUUUGUCCUAAGAAAAAAGAACCGACAUGAGUGAUCACGUGGGUUGACAGCAUCAGAAGGUUGUGAAAACAAAUCACGGCUAGAAUUCACAUCCAACCUGUGACCUGCUCCACUCGCAGGCGGGUCAAGCCGAUAACCUUUCAUCGUCCGUACCGCAAUGCCUGCGCUCGUCAGGAAAGUGAGGGGAGAUACAGGCCGAUGUUGUUACGUAAUCAGGUCAAAGGUUAUCAGCUUGCCCAGCCUGCAGACUGUUUAUCGUUCGAUGUGACGUGUGGUAAAGGUCGUAUCCAACUGUCAUGGCUGGCAACAGCCAGUAAGUAAAUUGUGACUGCUUCCUACUUCUCCCUGCUCAGUGUUUUCCCACUUCCUGUUAAAAGACCAGUAGGGUGUGAAAUAUUUUGUGGUGAUUAAAUAAAGCUUGGUUCAAGACGCCAUAUCUGAGCACCAGAAAGAAAUCAACCACACUGACGUCAUGAUUGUACAUGGAUACAUUUGUGUUGUGAAGGUGUCCACCAAAUGGAGAUCAGACAUUGUACGUUGCUUAGGAACACCGUGUUGUCCCGAUUUUUACGAUUUUAGUCGCUCUCUCUCUCUGUGAUGAUAUUUGCUGGGUGUAUAUUUCGAAAUCGAAAGAAAGGUAUUCAUCCAGAUUUGGGAAAAUAGUAUCGUGUACUGAGCUUUACCUAAUCAUCAGCAAAAGUUUUGCGCCCCACUAAUGUUUUAAUGUUAUGAGGGAUUUUUCUUUGAACACAAUGUGUCGGUAAUAACCGAAAGGUCGUUCGUUUUCAUUUCCAGGUAGUUUAGCUCCGACACUUCUUUAACAUGACAGUAAGCAUCCGUCAAAAGUCUCCUGUCACCUGUGCUGUUCAACAUCACAAACUGAUUUGUAAAGUACACUUUGCAGACGACAUGGAUGUGAUAGCAGGCACUAACAAAGAACUGCAAGACUGACCAACAGAAAGACAGUUCGAACAGGUAAAGAAUGGAGACCAGCCCUGGCAUUGGCAACGGUGAUGCAAUGUAGAUAUCUACAUGAACAGAAUACGGUUAGAAGACGUAAACAGGUUUAGUUACUUGGGAGUAGCAAUGGCGAGAGAAAGAAUAGGUUUACCAACCUGACAAAGUGUCCUGAUCGUCCUGUGCAGGACCUGCUCACAUCCACCCGAGACAGGAGUGAGUGGCGGGCCUCUCACCUGCCCAUGUGCUCCCCCCGGCUCCAGUCAAGGGAAGAAUAACUGACAGAGCUCAGAUACAGAAAAUUUUCCAUUAUUUUACUAAUAUGAUCACGUAUAGGUGUUUUAAAUAUUUUAUAUCGAUAUAUAAAUAAUUAUCACCUAUAGAGUAACCGGAUCUACAGUACAAUUAUUUUAAAGUGCACUAAAAAUGUGCCAUCAGCAGUCACUGCCGGUAAACUUACCUUUCGGUGAGAAAAACAAAAAUCGUUUGCCACUUGUACAAGUUUAAACUUGAUGUGUGAAGCAGACGAUACACGUUGUUGCUUGGGAUUGUCGGUUUUGGAUCCGAUGGUCCUGAGGUCCGGUGUCAUUAUGUUUUCGUGACAGUCACCCUUGUGCUAGUCUCUAUACUAUUCGUCUCGUGCUGUUGUUCGUGACUGCAGUGGAUGUUAACUUGUGUAACAAAGUCGUCGAUUGUUUUAGUGACAUUCACUGUAGGACAGCAAAUAAUCGGCAGUACAUCUGUACAUAUAUAUCUUUGCUGGAACAGCAAUUGUGACCUGUAUAGUGAUGACUUCUACAGUCGUGAGUUAUACAAUGAUGAUGAUGUCAACCGUGGUUGACAUUUUGUAAAGGUAAAGCGAUCUGUCAAAUGUUUAUUUCCAUUUAUCCUAUGCUCACAAAGUUGUUUACAACUGCUUACAUAAACACACAUACACACACCUGCAUGCAUUUCUCAUUCACAAAAUAAGCUUUGCUCAGUGUUUUAAAAAAAUCCAUGCCUUCUUGAUGUUCUGUCAGUUCGAUUUGCACGUGUACAAACGACACUAUUUUCAAAUGUUUUGCACUUUGCUUUGAGGUAGGAUGGAAAGACAUGGAGAAAGAGAGAUGAAGAUAUUAAUUAAGUUUUUUCCAGUGUGCGAGCAUGUAUAUGUGCAUUUGUUUGCGUUUGAGUGUGUGCCUAAAAUUGUAAAUGAAGGAGCGGAUAAAAUUAUUACUACCCGUACCGUCCCAUAAUUCUUUAAUCUUGUCAGUUUGUUUUCUCGUCCCGUUCAGUCACACAUUCAAUCCACCCUACACACUGCCUGUUAUCGACAUCUACCCCGGCCUUACUAUGACGUCAUCGCCGACCACCCCGACCACCCAGCUCUUUCUUCCCAUCAGACCACACCCAUCUGUAGUGGAAUUAACAAAUGCUUCUAUGUAGUCCUUGUUCGUUCGUGUGACAAUAAAGAAAAUGUGAAAACGGUUUCUUUCUUUGUGGUUUCU